AUGUUGAACCUAUCUAGCCUCGUGCAGAAGGCACAGCAGUUCAUCGACCCGACCCAGGGGCUGAACCUCACCAACUCCGACAAGAAUCCGUCCAAGGCAUCGCUGUUCCAGAACCAGUUCCGCCUUUCCAGCACCCAGACCCCGCUGUACGAGAUCAAUGCCGAGUUGACCAUCCCACCCGCCAAUGCCGUCUACGGCGGCAAAGACCACGAUCGAGGCUACCACUAUGCCGGCAAGCUCCAUCUCUCCGAGUCCUACAUGUGCUUCUCCACCACGCCAUCCAGCUUCGUCCAGUCGGCCAGCACCUCGACAAGCUCCGCCUUUACGGGUCAGACACACGGCGGAGGGCCAAGCGGAAAUGGCUUCACCUUCCCCCUCUGCGCCAUUCGGCGCGUCGAGAGGCUGAACAGCCAGACUUUCCAGUUUGCGUUGGCGAUUACGACCUGGAAUGGUAUCUCUCAGCAAAAGGAUAAAGAGUCCAAGGAAAAGGACAAGGACGCCGCCGAUAAGGAGAAGAAGGACAACAGGGAGCAGAGGAUCACGAUACACCUUGCUGGCACCCGUCAAGGCUGCGAGCGCUUCUGCGAUGGCCUGAAGAAGGGACUAAGGGCCGGCGUAGGCAACGUUUCCAAGUACAAAAAGGUCGUCAAUGAGUGCUACUCCGAGUACCUCCUCCGCCCGGAAGACAAGAAGAACAUGGGUCCCCCGGACGCCGGUCUGGGUAUGAUGUUCCGAUACCCUGGGGAUCCAAAGAAGCUGCGCGACCGAGCCAAGAUGCGGUUAUGGGCUGAAUACCUACGCGACUAUGGUCGGAACGUGACGCUGAUCCGACAGCCCACCUUCCACAAGCUCAUCCGCGUUGGUCUGCCAAACCGCCUGAGAGGUGAGACUUGGGAGUUGACUUCCGGAUCGAUAUAUCUCAGGCUGGAAAACCCCACGCUUUACCACGACACGUUGGCCAAGUACGAAGGUCAGGAGUCUCUCGCUAUCGACGAGAUCGAAAAGGACCUCAACCGAAGUCUUCCAGAAUACCCCGGCUUCCAGAGCGAGGAAGGCAUAGGUCGCCUCCGACGAGUCCUGACGGCCUACAGCUGGGUCAAUCCUGAUGUUGGCUACUGCCAAGCCAUGAACAUUGUUGUAGCGGCGCUGCUCAUCUACAUGUCGGAGACGCAGGCCUUUUUCUUGCUGUCUUCACUGUGCGACAGACUGGUUCCAGGGUACUACUCAACAACCAUGUACGGCACGCUUCUGGAUCAGAAGGUCUUUGAGUCGCUCGUGGAGAAGACGAUGCCGAUCUUAUGGGAACACCUGGUCAAGAGCGAUGUGCAGCUUUCCGUCGUCUCGUUACCGUGGUUCCUGUCGCUUUACGUCAACUCCAUGCCUCUGGUCUUCGCUUUCCGAGUUUUGGAUGUCUUCUUCGUCGAGGGCCCCAAGGUCUUGUUCCAAAUAGGUUUGGCAAUUUUGAGGAUCAACGGCGAGGAACUCUUGGAUGCGGCUGAUGACGGCGCCUUCAUUUCGAUCCUCAAGACAUACUUCGCACGUCUCGAUGAGUCGGCGCAUCCCAAAUCUGAGAAUCCCAAGCUGCGCGCUGUCACAAAGUUCCAAGAGCUGAUGGUGGUGGCAUUCAAGGAGUUCUCUGGCAUCACUCACAGCAGCAUAACCGAUUUGCGCUUAAAGAACAAGGACGCCGUUCUCAGCAAUAUCGAGAGUUUUGCGAAGAGAACGGCGAUCCGAAACUUGGGCCCCGACAGCAAGCUUCUUGCCCCUGAGGAGUUGAGUGCGUUAUACGACCGUUUUUAUACCAUUCUAUACGAGAGACAACAGCGAGAAAGCAUCAUCCAGCAAGAAAAGCAGCGGCGCGCAAAGAACGCACGGCCUAGAGCGCGUGAUGUAUUCGACGACAGCCCUGACCAUGGUGUCGAGAAGGGACGGGUUGCUCUUGGAGCCAGCACCAGUCUGAUGGAUUACGAUGCGUUCAGAGAAUUCCUUGCCAACAUGGCUAAAUGGGCCAUCUCAGACGCACCCACAACUCCGCGCCGAACUACUUUUGCCGACAAGGACAGAAAUGCUUAUACCAGCCCCCGACAAAACAAUGGAUUGCUCUCUCCUUGGGGCGCUGGCCCAGAGCCUGCGGAUCACGAAUUCAUACAACUGCUCUUCAAGAAAUGGGAUGUUAGCGGCACAGGUGCGCUCACUUUGUCCGACGUCGUCGCAGGCUUUGCCAGUAUCAAGGGCAAGCGAGACAUCAUGGGCACAAUUACGUACUUCUUUGAACUAUACGACGACGAUGGCGAUGGCAAGGUUGACCGCGAGGGUAUCUUGCGAAUUUCUGAAUCCCUCUUAUUCCUGUCAAGGCGAGGUCUCGAGGGAACGCUCAGCCCAAGCGCGUCAAGCCUCACACUCAACAUGCCCAAUGGCAUGGGCAACAACGGCCCCGAACCGAGCCUACCUGGUAUUUCAACCAACGAGAAGUUUCUGGGCAGCGUCAGUGCAUUCAUAAGAAGAUGCUUUGAAUACGCCGACCCCGAUCAUCCGCACAACCAGAACCGAAAUCAAACCCACAAGGAGAAGGAAGAGAAGCCCAAGUCUGCGGACGCUGACGGCGCCUUUGCUAUCGGUGACGAUGAAGAUGAAGAUGAAGAUGAGGAAGAUCUUCUAGCCAUGGACUCACCCACCGGCAGCCCGACCAAAGCGAAGAAAUUUUCGGACAGCUUGCCAUCGCCACCAGAAGAAAAGCAACCGGCCGAAGCUCAAUCUCAACGACGUGUUUCGAAGGCACAAUCAGAGGCGGCUAACGCUGCGCUGGAUCCUUCAAAUCCUUUGCACAUUACACUUCCCACUUUCCGCAUGGUCGUGCUCGCCGACGAGCUUCUGGAACAGUUCUUCGAAUCAUCCUUCCCCACCUCCUUCCAUCUCAUCGAAGGCCUGCCGACGGUAUCGACGCCAACAUCUACGCUUACGACCUUCUCUAGUCUCAACUUCGGACGUGCGCCUGUUGCCGCAUUGAACCCUGCCGCCCAGGGAGCGACCCGUGGUCUGCGCGGUGUGCUCGACAACAUUGUCACAGAUGGCAUGCGUGUUGCUGCCGAGGUUCGCAGAAGAAUGGACGAGGCGCAGAAGGAGUUGGAGAAGAAUGCUUUGCCUGGCCAAAAGGAAGAGGACGAAGAGGAUGACGCAGACAUCGGAGUCGAGAUCGGUAUCAGGAAGGGCACGGCUAGUGGAAGUGCGGACAUUGAAAGACGGAGCGUUCGGAGUGAAGACCGGGAUCUGCUUGACGGCGCGGACGCCGAAGCCGGUGCCAGCGGAAAUGGGAAGGAAGGCCAGCUCGUUGACAUUGAGCCCACAAGCAGACCCGAGGCGAAUGCCAAGGGAGUGGUUGAGUUCGAGGGCUGA
Colletotrichum chrysophilum is the source of this 3393-nucleotide messenger RNA. RefSeq lists its product as uncharacterized. The transcript is spliced from 2 exons. Bases 1 to 3393 code for a protein of 1130 amino acids. The record is from RefSeq and is a predicted model, not a curated record. NCBI's taxonomy places the organism in Eukaryota, Fungi, Ascomycota, Sordariomycetes, Glomerellales, Glomerellaceae.